Messenger RNA from Aspergillus puulaauensis, 1482 nucleotides. Its product is annotated as putative MFS sugar transporter. Gene Ontology annotation, biological process: transmembrane transport; carbohydrate transport. Lineage: Eukaryota; Fungi; Ascomycota; Eurotiomycetes; Eurotiales; Aspergillaceae. The record is from RefSeq and is a predicted model, not a curated record. Gene Ontology annotation, cellular component: membrane. The transcript is spliced from 5 exons. Bases 1 to 1482 code for a protein of 493 amino acids. Gene Ontology annotation, molecular function: carbohydrate:proton symporter activity.
AUGGGGUUUAACCUUCUUGGCUCCAAGAGAGCUUACAACUGGUAUAUUUCUCUUGUCGCGGCCUCUUGCAUGGUGCUCUACGGUUACGAUGCCUCUGUGUACAACUCUGUUCAAGGUUCAGAAAACUGGGUCCAAUACUUUGAUGAGCCCGAUGCAAACAUGAUCGGUGCCGUCAACACAGCCUAUACAGUAGGUGCUAUUUUCGGUGGUUUCUUCCUCGGCGGGCCGUGUGCCGACUUCCUGGGCCGUAAAUUCGGCAUGGCCAUUGGUUGUGUCCUUGUUGUCGCGUCUACCUUUAUGCAGACUUGGUCGCCUCGGCACAAUAUCGCAUGUUUCAUUGCUGGACGAACCAUUAUCGGUGUUGGACAGGGCAUCGCAUUGACGUCCGGCCCAAUUUAUAUCGGUGAACUCGCCCCUCCAGAGAUCCGUGGUAAGAUCAUGACAUUCUGGCAAAUGUUCUACUCUGUCGGCUCGUUCAUUUGCUUCUGGGUGAACUAUGGGUGCACAAACAACAAGGAAAAGCUGGGCGAGUGGGACUGGAAGAUGGUCGUGAUCUUCCAGCUUCUCGUUCCGAUUCUUAUUCUCAUUCUGCUGCCGACCAUCCCUGGCAGUCCACGAUGGUACAUCCAGCGCGGCAACAAUAUUGAGAAAGCCCGCGAGGCCCUUUUGAGGGUACGAAAUACCCAGGAGGAGGCCGAGGAUGAGCUCCUGAGAAUUCGCGAGGCGAUCGAGUACGAAAGGGAAGCAAUUUCCAGCAACUACUCUGCGCUCUGGAAGGAUAGAUCGCUUCGCAAGCGUAUGAUCCUUGCCCUGAUCAUGAAUGCUGGCCAGCAAGUUACGGGCCAGGGAAGUCUGAACUCCUACUCGACCAAGAUCUACCAGAGUGUCUUUCCUAGCAGCAGCCAGAUUGCCCUCAUCAAUGCUCUGAAUGCGACAUUUGGGAUCAUUUUCACGCUCAACGCCGUGUGGAUCAUUGAUCGAUUUGGGCGUAAGGUGCUCCUUAUUGUCGGUGGCAUCGGCAUGGGCAUCUGCAUGAUUAUCGUUGCUGCAGUCGAAACCGAAACACCAUCACCAAAUGACACAAAAACUCAGCCUGUUGGCAUAUCAAUUGUGUUUUUACUCUUCCUGUUCAUAUUCUUCUACAAACCUUCCUGGGGCGCGACAGUAUGGAUCUGGACAUCCGAGAUCUUCUCCAUGAACGUCCGAGCCCAAGCCGUGGGCAUGGCCUCGCAGACCCAGAACGUCGCCAACGCCAUCUUCCAGCAAUUCUUCCCUAUAUUCCUAGACAACUGCGGCUUUUACGCGUUCUACAUGUUUGCGGGGGUUAAUUUCCUUCUGGCGGUCUUUGUUUUCUUCUUCAUUCCCGAAACCAAGCAGGUUCCGCUGGAAGAAAUCGAUGCUCUGUUUGGUGGCGCUAACCACGUUACCCGCGGCGAAGAGCUGAUCGGGUCUGAGAAGCAUCAGGUGGUACACAAAGAUUAG